AGUUGCACCUGUCACGAAGGGAACUGCUUGUCUCUAGCCUCAUGCUGCUGUGGUCACUGCUUCUGGCCCUUGCUCCUGUCGGAGUUCAUUCCGACUGGUUGAGCAUCAGCCUGCCACACCGUGCAUAUGAAGGAGACCAUGUAACUAUAAGCUGCACAGGGGAAAAGAACCAUGAUAUAAAGAGACUAAAGUACUUCAAGGAUGGAUCUCACAUAACUACUUACAGAAGUGCUUCGAGCUACACCAUUGCAAAUGCAAGAUUCAGUGACCGUGGCUCCUAUUUCUGUAAGGCAGAUAGGAAGCUUUUCCUAUUCAUAGAUGUACCAGAAGAAACAAGACACGUGUGGCUUGAUAUCCAAGAGCUGUUUCCAGCACCAGGGCUGACAGUCAGCUCCCUGCAGCCCAUAGAGGGGAGGUCAGUGACCCUGUCCUGCAACACCUGGCUCCCUUCAGACAGGGCAACGACCCAGUUACGCUAUUCCUUCUUCAAAGAUGGCCACACUCUGCAGUCGGGUUGGAGUUCACCAACGUUUACGAUCUCAGCAAUAUGGAAAGAAGACUCAGGAAAUUACUGGUGUGAGGCAAUGACAGCAUCUCACAGUGUCUUGAAGCAGAGUCGCCGGUCCUAUAUAGAUGUGGAGAGGAUCCCUGUGUCUCAAGUCUCCAUGGAGAUCCAGUCUCCAAGGGGCUGCGGAGUUGAAGGGCAGACUCUGGUCCUUGUCUGUUCUGUGGUUAAAGGCACCGGGCUCAUAAUGUACUCCUGGCACAGAGAGGACACAGAGGAAAGUGUGGGGAGGAAAAGCCAGCGUUCCCAGAGAGUCGAGCUGGAGAUCACUACUGUCAGAGAAAGUCACGCAGGGGGUUACUACUGCACUGCUGACAACAGCUACGGCCUUGUCCAGAGCGCUGUAGUGAACGUCACAGUAAAAGUUCCAGUGUGGCACCCUCUCCUCUCCAUCAGUGUUCCUGGGGUGCUGCCCUUCAUUGGCGAUGUGGUGGAGCUUCAGUGUGAAGACAAGAGAGCAUCUCCUCCUGUUCUGUACCAGUUUUAUCAUGAAAAUAUCACUCUGGGCAACAUCUCAACACCUUCUGGAGGAAAAGCAUCCUUUAAGCUCACUCUGACUGCGGAACAUUCUGGGAACUACUCCUGUGAGGCUGACAAUGGCUGGGGGACAAAGCGCAGUGAGGUGGUACUACUCAACGUCACAGAGCCCCCACCCAAAGUACGUCUGGUGAAUGGUCCCCACCGCUGUGAGGGACGUGUAGAGGUGGAACAGGAAGGUCGCUGGGGCACAGUAUGCGAUGAUGGCUGGGACAUGAAGGAUGUGGCCGUGGUAUGCCGAGAGCUAGGCUGUGGAGCAGCCAAGCACACACCUAUAGCCAUGUUGUAUCCACCAGCAGUUGAGGAAGCUCUGCCUGUGCUCAUCCAGGUAGCCCUGUGCAAUGGGACAGAAAAGACCCUGGCUGAAUGUGACCAGGUUGAGACCUUUGAUUGUGGACAUGACGAAGAUGCUGGAGCUGUGUGUGAAGUGGUCUUUCCUAGCAUUUCUUGAAGAUCUAAUGAGACAACAUUGGACCUCCUAUAUUCAUCAUUGGGUCUCACCAGCCUAAUAGUCUGUUGUUUCUGCUGGACUUCAAGAUUUCAUCUGUGACUCGUUUGACUUCAAGAGAACUCAAAAUGAUUCUGCUCUGAGCCAAUUCUGCUCUGAGUUCUAACAGCACUAAAGAAAGUCCAAGUUCCCAA
Arvicola amphibius (Eurasian water vole) is the source of this 1744-nucleotide messenger RNA. Its product is annotated as Fc receptor-like protein 2. Gene Ontology annotation, molecular function: transmembrane signaling receptor activity. The coding region runs from base 42 to 1553 and encodes 503 amino acids. The record is from RefSeq and is a predicted model, not a curated record. The transcript has 8 exons. Gene Ontology annotation, cellular component: membrane. Lineage: Eukaryota; Metazoa; Chordata; Mammalia; Rodentia; Cricetidae. Gene Ontology annotation, biological process: cell surface receptor signaling pathway.